AUGAACAAGAUCGCAACAAUCGCAGGUCUCGCAGUCGCAGCUUCCGCUAUGACCGCAAACGCAGAAACCCUUCUGAUCGUUGACCUCGGCACCACCAACAGCAUCACCAUCUCCGCUACCGACGGCCUCGCUUCCGCAUCCGUCGCAGGCAGCGACUUCACCGGUGCACUCCUCGCUGACUUCUUCGGCGCUCCAACCCUCGUCGGCUUCCUUGAGUCCGGCGGAGUUGGCGACCUCGUCUACGGCGGCGAAGCAUCCGACGGUACCCCUGGCCUCUUCAACGCUGCAGGCAGCGCUGGCCUCAAUGUCUGGUCGCUCGGCGGCACCGGCAGCUUCACCGCUGGCUCGCAAGGCUUCACCGGUUCGGCUACAUGGGCAGUCGAUGCAGGCGUCUACGCUGACAUGCUCGCAGGCAACGCAGGCGGCGACAUCUUCGCUCCAGCUGACUCCGAUGACGACAUCGGCGCUGCAGUCCUCGUCGGUCAGUGGGAAAUCAUCCCAGCACCAAGCUCCCUCGCUCUUCUCGGCAUGGGUGGCCUCGUCGCUGGUCGCCGUCGUCGCUAA
Molecule: messenger RNA, 564 nt
Organism: Symbiodinium sp. CCMP2592
Lineage: Eukaryota; Dinophyceae; Suessiales; Symbiodiniaceae
Source: the annotation of a GenBank genome assembly